CCCCUCCCCGCUCACCCGCACCCCAGCCCCGAGGGCCAGAAACGGCGCUCCGUUCCCCCCCCCCCGGCGGCCCUUCUCUGGGCAGAGGGCAGUGGGUGCCUGGACUGAGGGCCGUGCGGCCAGACGUUCCGCAUGGAUGCCCUGCCUCCCCCCUUGGGAUGAGGUCCUGGCCCAAGUGACAGGUGUGCCGAAGGGCCCCAGGGGUAGAUUUAGAGGUUGGGUGAUGCAGACAGGGUGCAGGGGCUCAACGCCAGGGGCACCGUCCCAGCCUGCAGGAUCCGACGGGCGUGUAGGCCACACUCCACCAGGCACAGGGUUUGUAAUUGAGUCCUUGCCCCUGACAGGGCACAGGACAGGCAGGUUAGACCGGAUUCCCAUCCGGCAGGGCAGUGACGGAGCUAAGAGGGCCCCUCUGUCCGCUUGUCCGCAAAGCCCGUCCCUCCUCAUGCUGUCUUCGUGUGCGUGCAUUUAAGUGCCCUGCAGCAGGCCGGGAUGCUGGUCCAAGGGACAGGAGACGUGCUGGUCCGGAGGGCUGUCCUGAGUGCUCCAGGCAGCCCAGACAGGAUGUCGGGACACAGCCGUCCCAUCCUGGUCAAGCAGACCCCUGCUACCUGCUCAUCUGGGAGCCCCGGGGGCCCUGCUCUUCCUCUUCGCUUGAGGGGGUCUCCCUGGGACUUUGGGGCUCUGCCGAAACCCGCGGCUUGGCCUAGACAAGGACGGCGCCGAGGGCCCGGCGGCCCUGCCCUGCUCCGUGCAGCCAGCAGCGCGAGCCGCUGGUCUGGGGAACCUCCGUUUCUCCUGCUCUGUCCGCAGGGUGGGGGUGGGGUGGGCCCGGAGCCUCUGCCUUCCCCGACACCAGCCCAGGUGGUCUCAGGGCCUGUGGAGUGAGCCAAGUGGAGAGAAUGUCCCCUUGUGUCCAUUCAGCCUUUGGGGACACGUGGCAUGUGCACCUGCUUCCUGCUUGGGGACAACUGCCCCUUGGAUGCAGACCGGGGGGGCGGGCCGGGGGCUUCCAGCACACAGGAAGCUGCUCUCAGAGCCCCAGAGGCUGUGGUGGGGGUGGGGCGGCCAGUGGGGUGGGCCUGCGUGCCGCCCACGAGAGCCUUUCGGGAGCAGGUGGCCCUGGGCUGAGGUGGACUGAGGCGGACACGUCUGUCUGUCUGGGGGACCUCAGGAGAGGAGGCCGAGCCAGCGGCAAGGCCUCCUGUGUGUCCCGGCGAGGCCACUCCUGCGGCGGGUGCUCGUUCCCGUGACCGGUCACCCCUCUGCAUCCUGUCUCCUCAGACACGCGCUGGCCGUGCCUGUGUGGGGGGGGUUUGAUCUGCCGAGAGGGGUCCUCUGAGCGUGACGUGGGGUGUUUCGCUCUCUCCCGCCUCCCUGCCUCGCCCUCCUCUCAGUGCCCUCAGGUGCCAGUUACCUCCCAGUGCCUGGCGGUGGGCCUCUGGCUGCUCCAAGUUCGGCAUGUGGCACCCCUGCCCCUAUUGCCUGCGGCCCCCUGGGCCUCUCUGCUCACUCACUCCCGUCCCUGGGGUGGAGGAGGGGGGGGCUGGGCCAGCCCUCAUUUGCCUCGUGCAAAUCAGAGAAAGAGGCCUCCACGUGCACCCCAAAUGGUGGUGGCGGCAGCUGGGGCACCUUCCCCGAGAAGCCUGCGGCCGUGGGUGUGGGACGCAAGCUCCUUCUGUCUCCGAGGCUCCUUCCUGCGUGAGCAUGGGGGCCCCGCGCGUCCCCGAGCGGACAGUGCUCUUCCAGCGCGAGAGGAGCGGCCUGACGUACCGCGUGCCCGCGCUGCUGCCCGUGCCCCCCGCGCCCACCCUGCUGGCAUUCGCGGAGCAGCGGCUCAGCCCCGACGACGCGCACGCGCACCGGCUGGUGCAGAGACGGGGCACGCUGGCGGGGGGCUCCGUGCGGUGGGGCGCCGCGCGCGUGCUGGGGACGGCCGCCCUGGAGGAGCACCGUUCCAUGAACCCCUGCCCCGUGCACGACGCGCGCACGGCCACCGUCUUCCUCUUCUUCAUCGCCGUGCGGGGGCGCACCCCCGAGGCCGCGCAGAUCGCCGCGGGCAGGAACGCCGCGCGCCUCUGCUGCGUGACCAGCCGGGACGCGGGGCGCAGCUGGGGCGCCGCCCGGGACCUCACGGAGGAGGCGGUGGGCGGCGCCGAGCAGGACUGGGCCACAUUUGCCGUGGGCCCGGGCCACGGCAUCCAGCUGCGCUCAGGCCGCCUGCUGGUGCCUGCCUACACGUACCACGUAGACCGGCGGGAGUGCUUUGGCAAGAUCUGCAGGACCAGCCCGCAUGCCUUCACCUUCUACAGUGACGACCACGGUCGCACCUGGCGCCACGGAGGCCUGGUGCCCAACCUUCGCUCGGGCGAGUGCCAGCUGGCCGCGGUGGACAGCGGGCAGGCCGGCCACAUCCUGUACUGCAACGCCCGGAGCCCCCUGGGGAGCCGCGUGCAGGCGCUCAGUGCGGACGAGGGCACCUCCUUCCUGCCCGGGGAGCUGGUGCCCGCCCUGGCUGAGACCGCCCGGGGCUGCCAGGGCAGCGUCCUUGGCUUCCCUGCCCCGCUCUUUAGCAGGCCGAGGAAUGGUAGAUGGCCAGUGGGUGCCGGGAGCCACAACUACUCUCCACACCUCUGUCUUGGAGUCCAGGAACCCUCAGAGGAGGGUACUGGAGACACCCAAGGGGCCCAGGGGCCCAGCGGGAUGGAGGGAUGUAGGGACAGCCCCGAAGAGCCUGGCCUGGGGUCUGGGCUCAGUGGGAUCAUGGCGGCCUGGACCUCGAAGGUCCCCGGGCCCCCUGCCACCCUGUCUCAGAGCCCCACCUGGCUGCUGUAUUCCCACCCGGUGGGGCGCAGGGCUCGGCUCCAUAUGGGAAUCUAUCUGAGCCGGUCCCCCCUGGAUCCCCACAGCUGGACGGAGCCCUGGGUGAUCUAUGAGGGGCCCAGCGGCUACUCUGAUCUGGCAUCCGUCGGGCCAACUGUCAAGGGAGCCCUGACCUUUGCUUGUCUGUUUGAGAGUGGGGCCAGGGUCUCCUACGAGGAGAUCUCCUUCUGCAUGUUCUCCCUUGGUGAGGUCCUGCAGAACCUGCCCCCGGGCCCCAAGCCACCCGGCCUCGGGGACAAGCGUCUGGAGCGCUGCCGGCCUUCCUGACGGGCUCUCUGGUCCGACCCAUUUGUACAUACCUCAUAGUAUGCUUUGAAAUAAGAAACAAAAGUGGGCAGGCUUCUAGGAGACAUAGAUCCACAGUUACAGUAGAAAAUUGUAGAUACAAGUCUCGGUGACUGACAGAGUGAGCAGGCAAAAAUCAGGCUGCACACAGAAGCUUUGGCCAACUUGCCCAAGAAGCUUCACUCAGUGGACGCGCGCACAGCACUGCACAGAACAGAAUCCACAGUCUGUUGGAGUACACGUAGGUGUGAAAACUGACAUUAUACUGGAUUACGAAGUCAAGUCUCUAGAAGACUUCAAAGGAUUGAAAAGUACAGUGAAAUUGAGCUGGAAAUGAAAACAAAAGGACACUUAAAAUCUUCCUUGUGGGGGCACCUGGGCGGCCCAGUCAGUUCAGCAUCCGACUCUUGAUUCCGGCUCAGGUCGUG
Messenger RNA from Leopardus geoffroyi (Geoffroy's cat), 3596 nucleotides. RefSeq names its product neuraminidase 4 (gene NEU4). The coding region runs from base 1462 to 3150 and encodes 562 amino acids. The transcript is spliced from 5 exons. Gene Ontology annotation, cellular component: cytoplasm; membrane; lysosome. Gene Ontology annotation, biological process: ganglioside catabolic process; oligosaccharide catabolic process. Gene Ontology annotation, molecular function: exo-alpha-sialidase activity. Lineage: Eukaryota; Metazoa; Chordata; Mammalia; Carnivora; Felidae. The record is from RefSeq and is a predicted model, not a curated record.